Vespa crabro (European hornet) is the source of this 2480-nucleotide messenger RNA. It is a transcript of the gene Lgr3, whose product is annotated as relaxin receptor 1. NCBI's taxonomy places the organism in Eukaryota, Metazoa, Arthropoda, Insecta, Hymenoptera, Vespidae. Gene Ontology annotation, molecular function: protein binding; G protein-coupled receptor activity. Gene Ontology annotation, biological process: G protein-coupled receptor signaling pathway. The coding region runs from base 235 to 2436 and encodes 733 amino acids. The record is from RefSeq and is a predicted model, not a curated record. Gene Ontology annotation, cellular component: membrane. The transcript has 20 exons.
GGAAGGAGGACUUGCAAGAGGAUGAAGAGCGCGUGUGCGUGCGAUUUGGAGUUUGCAACGAAGAAACGAAUGCAACCAGUGUUAUACGGUCUUUUGUCGAGAGCAAAUCGUGGAAGAAUAAAAAUCGGAGAGAAUAGUGAUAAUCAAUAUCAUAGAUCGUCUUGAUUUUAACGAUAAAAAAAUUUUCGUGAUUGCAAGAAUAUCUUCAGAGAAAAGUUUUACCAUUAGCAAACGAUGAUAUACCGAAGGGUUACAGCUAUCGGUGCGUCCUUGAUCCUAACUUUCUUCAUGCUCUUCUUAAUUAUGUAUUACUUCAAUCAAAAUAACUGUCCAAUCGGUACGUUUCCUUGUCUGAAUAGUACAAUUUGCAAACCACAAAGUAGUUGGUGUAACGGAGUAAAGGAUUGUCCGUAUGAAGACGAUGAAUCAGCUGAGUUGUGUAUCGAUUUAAACGGAGAUUGGAGCUGGUUUUCGAAACAGGAUAAACUUGGAAAGAAUCAGGAUAAAGAUUGUGAGAUCAUGAACGUUCCCAUAGGAUGUAUUUACAAUCAAUGUCAUGCGACUUGCAAAGGAUAUAAAGAAAUUCCACGGAAUUUGUCGUCGGGAAUCGAUCAAUUAAUUUUAACUAACAAUUCCAUAAGAAGUAUUCCAGCCAAUGCACUCACGAGAUAUACACAGUUACAUUUGUUGUAUCUUGAUAAUAAUGAUAUAAACGAAAUAGAGGAAGAAGCCUUUGUAAAUCAAGCAAAUUUAAUUUGGCUUAUCCUAUCGGACAAUAAAUUAAACGUUAUCGAAGUUGGCGAUUUCGCUGGUCUAAUUAAUUUGGAAACUCUCAAGGCCAAGGAUAAUCGAUUGGUGGCAGCUGAUUUAUCCGAUUUCGAAAAUAGUUCGGCUAUGGAUUUGAUAGACUUUCGUAAGAAUUUUUUAAACACAACCAACUUCGUGCUUCCACGAUUGCCGGUUUUAAGAGAAAUAAUGUUGAGUGAGAACCAUUUCGAGAGCAUCACAGCGGACAUGUUUAAGGGUGUGCCUGCUUUACAAUCGUUGAACUUGGAACGUAAUCACAUAAAGACCAUUGAUGAGAAUGCUUUUAAGAAUCUAAAACAACUUCUUGAGCUUAAAUUGGCACAUAAUCACAUCAUAUCUUUGCAUUUGAACGUAUUUAAAGCCACGAUAAAUCUCACGAAACUAUUGAUCGGUUAUAACCCAAUCGAGGAUUUUUCUAUGGAUGUGUUGAUUCCUUUAAUGAAUCUACGAUCACUCGGCGUCCAGGAGAUUAAUAUGGACAAUCUAGACAAGGACUCAUUCAACGUGUUUAACAAUUUGGACUUUAUAUACUUCAAAAAAUUUUAUUAUUGUAUGAUGUUUGCAUCGAAGGUACAAAAGUGUUCGCCAGCCAGCGACGGUCUUUCGUCGUUGUCGCACUUGCUAGGCACGUCUAUGUUGAAGGGUGCAGUCUGGGGAAUAUCUUGCGUAACUUUCAUAGGCAAUGCUCUUGUACUUUGGGAACGAUUCACUGCGAAGGAUGAAAAUCGUGUUUUGAGUAUCCUGAUUAGAAAUCUAGCCGUGUCCGACAUGCUGAUGGGCGUAUACUUGUUCAUAAUCGCUCUGGUAGACUUGCAGUUCCGUGAUAACUACAAUAAGGAAGCUAGCUCAUGGAUGUCCUCUUGGGUGUGCACAUUUCUCGGAGUUUUAGCGAUGAUCUCGUCAGAAGUAUCAGUGCUUAUCCUAUCGUUUAUGUCCGUUGAACGAUUCGUACUGAUUGCCGCACCGUUGAAAGGUCAUCAUGCUAUGAGGCCACUAACAGCAGCGGCAUCAAUGAUGUUUAUAUGGAUCACCGGUUUUAUACUCGCUGUUAUUCCAGUUAUUCUAUGGAGAAACAGCACUAGAUUUUACGGGGCAAAUGGUAUGUGUUUUCCUUUGCACAUAGACGAUCCUUACUCAAUCGGAUGGCAAUAUUCCGCAUUCAUAUUUUUAGGAGUUAACUUGUUGGGGCUGAUAACCAUCGGAUACGUUUAUGCUGGCAUGUUUGCAAGCAUUUGGAAAACUCGUCACGCAACCCCAUUAUCAGUUGGCGAUAUGGAAUUUGCUUUAAGAUUCUUCUUGAUCGUCUUAACGGACGCAACUUGUUGGGCACCGAUUAUCAUUCUGAAAAUCUUGGCCAUGAUGAAAUAUCCUGUACCAGCGGAACUUCACGCCUGGAUCGUCGUAUUUAUAAUUCCCGUAAACAGUGCUGUGAAUCCUCUCUUGUAUACUUUCACAACACCGAAAUUUCGUGAAAGAUUACUUUAUUUCAAUUGCUUGAAUAAAAUAAGAAAUUUCGUAUCGAGGAAACACUCGUCGCAAGGUUCGUACUCGAUUAGAAUUGAUCAGAUCAAAGUAACGAACAGUAACAUACAUAUAUCUCAUUUAAAUAGGAUAAGUAUACCUCAUUAAACUAUGAAAUUAUUUUCUAUAUAAUUAUUUUUAUUUCUUUCUUU